CCGCAGCAGCCGCAGCCGCAGUGACAGCUGAGCCCGGGCUUCCUUGCUCAGCGGCGCGCGGAUUUGCGGGCAGGCAGGGAGCAACGUCGGGGCUGCCGGCUGCUCAGCGCCCAUCCCCGCGGAGGAGGGCUUUGGUGCAGGGGAGCCAACAUGGCUGAUGAUUUCGGUUUUUUCUCCUCCUCGGAGAGCGGAGCAGCCGAGGCCCCGGAGGAGGACCCAGCCGCCGCCUUCCUGGCUCAGCAAGAGAGCGAGAUCGCGGGCAUUGAGAAUGACGAAGGCUUCAGCACGGCCGAGGGGGGGCCCGGAGACCCGCAGGCGCCGGAGCAGCCGGUUGACUUUGAGAGCCCAGGAGCCACUGUGAAUGGAGAUCUGUUUCAGGAAUCCAACGGACCCACAGAUAACUAUGCAGCCAUUGCCCGAGCUGACCGAUUGACACAGGAGCCCGAGAGUAUUCGCAAGUGGCGAGAGGAGCAGAAAAAGAGACUGCAAGAGCUGGAUGCUGCUUCAAAAGUAUUAGAACAGGAAUGGCGUGAAAAAGCCAAGAAGGAUCUGGAAGAGUGGAAUUUGCGGCAGAAUGAACAAAUGGAGAGAAACCGGGCCAAUAACAGGAUUGCUGACAAAGCCUUUUACCAGCAGCCAGAUGCCGAUGUGAUUGGCUACGUGGCCUCAGAGGAAGCCUUUCUGAAAGAAUCCAAGGAAGAGACUCCUGGCACUGAAUGGGAAAAAGUGGCCCAGCUCUGUGACUUCAACCCUAAGAGCAGCAAGCAGUCCAAGGAUGUGUCACGCAUGCGAUCCGUGCUGAUCUCCCUCAAACAGACGCCUCUGGCCCGCUAGCCUAGCCGAGCAGGGGGCAGGGGCUGGAGUGAAGAUGCGGGUCACUCUUUUGCCAGCAGGCAUCGCUGCAGCACAACAGGCUUAGGGGGCUACCAGCAGGAAACCCAAAAGCAUCUCACUCCUGCCCCCUCCUCUCUUCUAUUUUCACACCACUCAGGCUGCGUGGCUGCCUGUACCCCUCCCUUUGAUUUUACUUUGCUUAAAGGGUGCAUUGGUAUCUUUUUACACAUAUUUAUUAACUGUGUGGUUCCUUGGGCAGCAGCCCUCUUUGGUUCCUGCACCUGCUGCCUUCAGGAAGAUCACUCCUUUCACAGUGCCGGAAGCACUCACUUGCCCCCUUCCCACUGGUCAAGGAGGCCUAAGUCCCCUUAUUCCAUCCAGCUUGGAAGGUACAGUAGAUAAUAGUGCAAUUUAUCUUUCUGACACUUUGCACCAGGGUCAGGAGGCAAGACCAAAUCUAAGGCAAGUACAAAGUAUUGGCUGAGUUUAAGGUUGCCAACAGGAAGCCUGAGUUCCAAUCCCAGCUCUGUUGCUGUCUUUCCCAGUGAUAACGAAGGGUCACUUUUCUAACAGAGAGUUGGAACUUGUGUGUCAAUUGGUGCAUAGCAUCCAUACUGAUAGAAGGUGACCCUUGGUAGGAAGUAGGUUUUUUGGGGAAAAGCAGGCAAGGGGGAGGAAGGGUAAUGGUGAAAACACUAAACCUUGUGCACUAAAAUGGACAAAUGCUGUAUGAAAUUGUGAAAUAGCCGGAGGAGGGGCUGGGGCUGCGGGGAGAACAAAGCCUUGUCAUUCAGAUCUACCACACAAGACACUAUUUCUCCCUGCAAGAAGGCAGGCUAGAAGGCAAACUUUAUUUGGGCAUACGUAAUGAAAAUGGGGAAGAACAUCCUUCAGGGGGUGGGACAAGAGUCAAACCAUAGCCAUCUCUGGGGAGAGGCUAUUCUAUAUGUGCUUGAAUACAAGAACAUGAUAUGGGGUCAGCUGAGAUGCUUGCUUCCAAUUUGUGUUCUAAGUGAAGACGAUGAAAGGAGGAUGCUGCUGUGAGUGAGAGACAGGAAGAAUGCUAGAAAUCUUCUAGGCACUUUACCUAACCCCCAGCCAAUUCCUGUAUUACCACCAGCCACAAAAUCAACAUACCCUCUUCAAAUAACAUCAGCAAAGUACUUUACACCUUUGUUUUGGAAGGAGAUGUCCCUCCUCAGCCAUGCAGUAUGUCCUGGGCCCUGGCAUUCUGUAGCUGAUGUCUCCUCUGCUCCUUAUAUGAUCCAUCAGCCCAGCUACGAAGCAGAUGGAGGGGUGCCUAUAGUUUUACAGAAAGGAACUCUGCAGAGUGCUGUAUGAGGAGCAGGUGAUUUACUAGAAUUACUCCUUUCUAUGUUGCACAUUCCUGCAACAUAACUGAAGGGGAGUUGCAGAUUGCUGCAGUUUCCCAUUUGGGCAUAUGCUGUGCUGCCCAGGUGCUCUCUGGCUUAUUUAAUGCAAGUUCUUCAUUUUGACCAAAUGUAGAAGAGGUAAUCCUAGUGGACGCUGUAAAACUAAAAUAAAAAAAAUUAAAAACCGCAAAACUAAAAAAGCACAAUGGCCACAUGUGGCUAUAAAAGACCUUGAGAAGUACUUUUUGUUUCUUUUGGAAAUAAUGGCCUAGCAGAGGAACCUGAGCUGGCAGUAUUCCAUCUAAAUUUUCAAAUAUUCAUGCUGAAGCCCAUAUAAAAUCAAGUUGUGAAUUCAGCAUCUAUUAAUGGAGUUCACCUCCCAACCCAAGUUGCCUUUUCAUUGAGCUGGCUUUGCUGAUCAUUUUUUCACAGAUACCUUCUAAAGUGCAGGGACCUCAUUGGGUGUCACUGCCACCUAUUUACACACUGAGGCAUUUGUGAGAAAACGUCCCACCUAGAAAGCUUGGAAGUUGCCCAAUUAUCCCAAACGUUUUCUCUGAUAACUUUUGAAAUUUCCAGAAUUCAAAAAUAGAUACCAUGAAGAUGAAACAGUCUGGUAAAAUAUGGGGGGACUUGUAAUAUGGGGAUCAAAACAGUGGGCAAGUUCUCAGUGCAUAAUAUUCCCAGAUUAGUUCGUAUUGGUUUAAAGCACUCUGAAUGGGGAUUUGACAUUUGAGGCAGUCAUAUUAUGUUCUGGGCUGGCUGCAGAAAGGAAGCAAAAGGGCAGAAAAACAAGAGUUAUGCGCAUAGGGGUAUAUUUCCUUGGAUAUUAUUUCUCCAAAAGUUGAGGGGUGGGUAGAUGAACCACACAGAAAUGGAGGCAGAGAAGGACCACGCAUUAAGGUGGAGGACAGAAGCCACCCUGGCAGCUGCAGCCUCUCCUACUACCUGCUACUGAGGAGUUCACAGCACAGACAAGACUGAGAGGCUGCAAUCUGUAAGCAAUGAUGGUCUGGGUGGUCAUCACAGCCCACAAAAAUCAGGCUGUCACUUUUUCAGGCUUUGCUGCUAGCAAGACAAAGGCCCUGCUUGGAGUUAACCUGUCGCCUCGGAGUUUUACUACCCUCCUGUCCAGUGUCACAAAUGCCAGGAGCAACUGAGGUGGCACUCAGGAGGUGGGAAGCUUUGCCUGCAGCUAUCCUGUUUUCCCCAGCUUCAAGACCUGUUAAAUCUUUCGUUAUCAAUAAACUGCCCCUAUUCCAGCCAUAUAGCUAAGAGUCACAGAAUGCUUUAUUUCCGCAGUUCUAUCUGUUGUAAUUUGGGAAGUAUAGGGGGCAGUUAACACAUGGCUUGGACUCUUGGCCUCACAAACAUUUCUAAAGAAGAAAUAUGGCCAAUCUGAAUCCUUUCCUUGGAACGGGCAUGGAGUAAAUUCUAGACUUUUUAUUCAUACAAGUCUGUGAUCAAGAUUAUUCAUACAAGUCUGUGCAUCCUUAGAAAAGCUCCAAAUAAGCUUAUGAAAGAAAAUUCAGGCCUCAGCAGAAUUCGACAAGAACAGUUAACAAAAGAUGUGUGUUAUUUAAUUUUUAAACAAGUUUCUACACUACACUUCUCUAAAGAAGAAAAUAAAAUGACAAUAUUGAGUGUAA
Molecule: messenger RNA, 3856 nt
Organism: Sphaerodactylus townsendi
Lineage: Eukaryota; Metazoa; Chordata; Lepidosauria; Squamata; Sphaerodactylidae
Gene: CLTB
Product: clathrin light chain B
Exons: 6
Coding region: 151-834 (227 amino acids)
Biological process (GO): intracellular protein transport; clathrin coat assembly; clathrin-dependent endocytosis
Cellular component (GO): synaptic vesicle membrane; clathrin coat of coated pit; plasma membrane
Molecular function (GO): clathrin heavy chain binding; structural molecule activity
Source: RefSeq, a predicted model, not a curated record